Messenger RNA from Pocillopora verrucosa, 3141 nucleotides. Its product is annotated as excitatory amino acid transporter-like. The record is from RefSeq and is a predicted model, not a curated record. Gene Ontology annotation, molecular function: neutral L-amino acid transmembrane transporter activity; L-glutamate transmembrane transporter activity; glutamate:sodium symporter activity. Gene Ontology annotation, cellular component: plasma membrane. Gene Ontology annotation, biological process: L-glutamate transmembrane transport. Lineage: Eukaryota; Metazoa; Cnidaria; Anthozoa; Scleractinia; Pocilloporidae.
CAGAAAACUCCUGUCAACCCAGGCGAGACUGAUCGAGACGCCAAACAAUCACACUAUUUACAAACACUUUAUCCCGCGUGGUGUAGUUUCCACAGCUUGGGUUGUACAUCGUAGCGAACUCAUCUUAGCAAUUCCAAGUCCAGUGAAGGCCGGAAAGGAAAGUUGAUAAAUCAUGGGCAGGUGUAAGAACGAACGUUUGCGUUCCUGCUGCGGUAAAGUCUUGCACCACAUUCGCAAAGAACUACUUCUCGUCCUCAUUAUUUUGGGAGUGCUCGUCGGCUUCAUUAUCGGUUUAUCGGUAAACAAGAGUGUGAACGAUAUCAAAGACCCAGAAAAGAAAGCUACUACUAUCAUGUUGAUUGGUUUUCCGGGUGAGCUCUUCAUGAACAUGCUGAAGUUGCUAAUCCUGCCGCUGAUUGUUGCAAGUUUGAUCACCGCCUUGGCCACGCUGGACUCCAAAGCCACUGGAAGAAUUGGUCGUCGAACUGUGCUUUACUACAUGGGAACUAUGCUGAUCGCUGUGCUUCUUGGAAUCGUCUUGGUCCUUUCUAUACGCCCGGGAGAACGCAGCAAACCUGAAGGAACCGACGAAAAGCUCUCGCGACCUUAUCGUGGUCUCGAUUCGCUUCUCGAUCUUUUGAGGAGCUGCUUUCCGGUGAACCUUGUGGAGGCAGCUUUCAUACAGAAACGUACCAAAUACAAGACUGUCAAACCCGAUGUUAAAGAAUACAACGAGACAAUUAGGAACGGGACUCACAAUUACACAGUUCUGAAGGAAGAGGAACUAGCUCCGGGAUCAUCGAUGGUUCCCGCGGGACUCGAAAUUGCUUCCCGAAAUAUGAACGUCCUUGGGUUGGUGGUAUUUUCUAUUGUGUUCGGUAUCGUGUUGGGGCGCGUUGGAGAGCGUGGAUUGCCCAUGAGAGCCUUCAUUGAGUCGCUGAACGAAAUCGUCAUGGAAAUGGUAUCAUUAGUCAUGUGGCUCUCUCCGAUUGGAAUAUGUAGUUUGAUAGCUGCUAAGCUGGCCGGCAUGGGUGAUAUUGGGCAGGCAUUCAAAAUGCUGGGGUAUCUUAUGGGUACCGCCAUCGCUGGUCUUCUCUGCCACGGCUUUAUAAUUUUGCCGCUGGUUUAUUUGAUCUUCACGCGGAAAAACCCGAUUAUUUACAUCAAAAAUAUGUCGGAUGCCAUAUUUACAGCGUACGGUACAGAUUCCAGCGCGGCCACUUUGCCAACCACCAUGAGAUGUGUGGAGCAGAACAAUCACGUAGACAAACGUAUCAGUCGCUUCGUUCUACCGUUGGGUGCCACCGUUAAUAUGGACGGAACCGCGUUGUACGAAGGCGUUUGUGCUCUCUGGAUCGCGCAGCUUCACGGAAUCAGCCUUGGGGCAGGACAGGUUAUUACUAUUAUAUUGACAUCUAUGGCUGCGGCGGUUGGUGCAGCAGCAAUUCCGUCUGCAGGCCUGGUUACCAUGCUGAUUGUGUUACAGUCUGCUAAUCUCCCCACCAGUGAUGUCGCUCUUCUUUGGGCAGUGGACUGGUUCAUGGAUCGCUUCCGUACUGUUGUAAAUGUCCUUGGGGAUGCAAUCGGCGCUGGUAUAGUUGGACACCUGUCACGUGAUGAACUGAAGAACGCUGACCAAGCAGACAUGGAAGAAGGUGGACAGGGAGAUGAAAAGCAUGAGCUUCUUGUACCGUCUGAGGGACGCUAUGUUAAAAAAGACCCAGAUCAGAACUACUCCCCAAGAAUGACCAGCUUUAAGAGGUCCUCAGAGGAGUAGAUCAAGAUUAGUACGUCAAGUUAAGUAGGUCAACUCCAAAAUGGCUGCUGAUGUUUGAAAAGGCCAUUUUACGUUUCUGGAAAAGAAAGAUACAACACUUUAUUAUAACUAACUAUUAGCACUAGAGUUGGGCAAUGUCAUCUUUCUUGACAGACAGCCAAUUUAAACAGACUUUUUCUUCUAUUUUAGUACAAUUUCAAUGGUUAUCUUUAGAUAUUAGUAACAUUUCGUGUAUUUUAUUCAACGACGUUUCUUUAGUUCGGGUAAAACUGCCGAGGGUAGGACAAUUCCUGAGUAAUCAUUAAGAAAACCGAAACUAAUGUGUUCAAGUCAGUAAAGGAAUCAGUUAAGGGGUUGGCAACCUGUAGGCAGGGAGGUCUAAAACUGCUAGAAAAAAGUACAACUUCGUAAGAGAUUAUAAUCUCUUGAACUUAAUCAGUUGCUCUUAGGAUUACUACACGUGACACUUAUCUAUAACAGUUUGUGAAGGACUCACGUGAAUAUUUUAUAUCUUACUGCUCUAGUGGGAAAAAGUUUGAUUAGUCAGAAGUGACGCGGUGGAUACUUCGUCAGAAAAUUAUAUCUUCUAUAUGUGUGGAAAAAAGAGCAAACGUAGAAAAAAGAAAAAGGAAAAACUUCUAAAUUGCUUGAGUAAGACUGUCAUCUUCAUCAUGCGGUAUGUCGAUACAUGCAUGUAUAGAAAACGCUAGUUCAGACAUUUUUUGAGACGUAGACAUCAGCUGGAAGUUGAGACUGCUUUUCCCAGGCGCCUAAUACAGAUCCUUCUAUCUGCACUGUUCAGUCCAAAAUGCUAGGAUGAAGCCUUUGCUCUGGGCUAUUUGAUAUGAAUGGACACUAGACCUGGUUGCAUCAUCCUUUUGGUCGCCGUCAGCGUCUCAAAAAUGCUGAUGCUGAAUUUCCAUAUGACAUAUAUUUUUUUAAACAUAGUUAAUAUCCGCAAGUCGAUUACAGUGUCAGACUUUUUCCUAUAAUUCCUCAUAUCAUGACAAGAAGCUUCUGAACCUGAGUCAGCUAAGGAGAAAAAAAAGGGGGGGGGGGGGGGUUCGACGCAGGUAUUGUCGUCGAAAGUUUCAUUUAGAGUCCGCUGACAUAAUUCAACGACCAUCUCUCACUCACCCCUACCCCGCAAGGAUCCUCAUAAAACAACUACAUAAGAUAGCUGCUAAUCAAGAAUAUGAGGAAUUUUGUAAUAUAGUCAAGUAUGCGUUUGUAUUUGGUUUGUUAGAUCAAGAAAUCCUCUCUUGUUUAGGUACUAUGACCUUGGAAGGCAAGGCAUCUUUACUUUAUCAAUUUCAUUGUGUAAACCGUGAUAAAUGAUGAAUAUAUUUGCUAAGUUUUCACCA